AUGUUCACUACAAAAGAGUACAUUCCUAAACCAUCAAAUGUUGUUAAACAUUUCCUUGAUAAACAUACCGGAAAAGAAACCAGCGAGACUCUUGGUUUUCCAGUUGCAACUGUGGAAAGAACUAUUCAAGUUUAUGGAAAAUCUGAAGCAUCAAUAAUUGCUGCUAGUGAUAUAAAAAAAUCUGUAAAUGAAUCCACCGGUUUAAAUGUUUCAGUUACAACAAUUUAUCGAAGUUUACAUGAAAUUGUCAGUUUAUGUCAUCUUAUAACUUUUGAAGAUAUGAUAAGUUGUUCAAGAGCUGUUCAAUUAUGUAAUAAAAUGAUAAAAAGUUUAAUUCAAAAUGAAUCAUUAAGAAAUUUUGUUGGUAGAGAAUUAUUGAUAUCAGCAUUACAGGCGUUAAAUGAUGGGCACCAAAAGGAGAACCAUUCAUUGAUAAUAGCAUUAAUUACAGAAAUUUAUUUAUCGUUAAGACCAAUCUCUUCUGUGCCAUAUGAAACAUUUGGUCAAAUAUUAAAUUUAGAUCAUGUUAAAUUACAAGAUUUUGAAGCAUCACUUGUACAAGGAAUCGAUUUAAAAGAGCAAAGAAAUACGGUAAAAAAAUUUCUGGGAGGUUUUACAGGAGUAAGAAAAGUCACAAUGACAGUCAAAAGUUCUUCAUCAUCUCAUAGAACAAUCAUUGGCGAUUAUAUAAAACCAAAAUUAAAUGUUCUAGAUAUAAUUGAUGAUUCAAAUGAGUCAACAACAGGAUUGAAAGAGACAAUUUCUCGGAUAAUAACAAUUCAAAGUGAUUUUAUUUGGUAUAGAUUGAUAAAAUUAUCCCAAAUUUUAGAAUAUGGUGCAGCUAUUGAAUUUAAAUCAUAUAUUGUCUAUUCAAUCUUUAGCAUCUCGAUAUUUCCAAUCUUACAAUAUGUAUUUCGUGAAAGCAAUUUAUUGACCGAAGUAGUUCCUCAAUUAACCUAUUCGAUAUUCAUGAUCCUUAUUUGUAUACUGGGUAUAAGAUCACACUGGCGUUUCACUAAAUUAUUGAGAGUCACUAAAAAUUCUACUUCAACUUCUGCCACUGCCACAGCCUCCUCUUCCUCUUCUUCUUCAAAUAAAAUAUUAAUGAAAAAUGAAAAAUCGUUAAACCCCUCAAAAUGGAUUCCAAAAUCAUAUACAGCCUCCGAAGAAGAUUGUGUUAAAUUAAAACAUUCGCCAAGUCCCUGGUCAUCACAACAAUCACGUUCAGCUAACGAUGUUGUCAAUAGUAGCUACUAUAUAGAUAUAAACGAUGAUUCAACGGUUGUCAAUAUCAACGGUACACCAAUGGCACCAAAGAAAUCACCAAGAAGACCAUCAAUUAAAACUAAAACAAAUGAUAAUAAUUAUAUCGCAGAAAUAAAUGUUAAAGAUGAUGUACUUUCAAAACUAAUAACUACCGCUACUACAAAGACUUUAUCAAGCAAACCUUACCAACAAUCUCCACUUAAUCCGAAAAGAUCGGAUAAACCAGAAUCAUUAAAAACAUCUCUUCCCCCUAUCACUAUAAGAGCUAGGUCGGGUAGUUCAUCAAAUGUUAUAGAAUCAAAUAACAUACGGAAAAGUGCAAUAAAUAGAAAUCGAUCAAAUAGCACAAAUACUUUGAAUAAUAGUAAUAGUACUCUGAUCGGCGGUGGUACGAGAAGGAUACCCGGAAGUGCAAGUAGCACUAAAGGUAAUACAGGUAGUAGAGGUGGUGAUGGUGUUAAAGGAAUAAAUACAUUGGGAAGAAGUAGAUCAAGCAGUAACAGUAGUGCCAGUUCAUCAGGAAGUAUAUUAAAAAAGAAGGUGAUUAAGCCAACAAGAGAUACAGUUCUUG
Messenger RNA from Entrophospora sp. SA101, 1837 nucleotides. NCBI's taxonomy places the organism in Eukaryota, Fungi, Glomeromycota, Glomeromycetes, Entrophosporales, Entrophosporaceae. The record is from the annotation of a GenBank genome assembly.